UUCGACAUGGUUGCCCAACUCCCACCAGAGCUUCACGAAUGCAUCGUGAAUACGAUGCACCCCACCACCGACCGUGACACGUUGCUCGCAUGCUGCCUCGCGGCCUCUGUGUUCCGCCUCCCCUGCCAAAGACAGCUGUUUUCUUACCUUAAUAUCUCGGCAACUUUCCCGGGCCACUCGUAUGCUGCCGUUGCUGCGAAAAUAGAGGAAUUUCCCGCGUUGGCACAGUACUGCACCAAACUAUGGGUGGCAUUACCUAGUAGCGGUGACUUGGAUUCAUUUCAAUGGGGCAAUGAGCGGGCGAUUGCAGAGACGGUCCUGUGCCGGCUGACCAAUGUCCGUGAAGGGGGCCUCUGGCUGGCAGCAGACCGAUUCCUCGACUCAUUUGUCUUAAACGCAACGCAAUGGCUGCUGAACGUAUUCCGAAAGCACUAUCAUCAACUCACGCACUUCAAGGCGUACAGUUUACUGAUGACGCCGACUUUGCUUGAACAGUUGCUCGGCGCGGCACCGUAUAUCGACAUAAAAUACACAGAGUUGCGCAGCGAUCAACCACUGUCUCAAACCCAAAUUGCUCCGCCUGUGCCGCUCACUCGCCUCUCGAUAUCUGGAAGCGAAGACCUCUGCAGUGUCUUUGACCGGCCCGCGAUCGGUCCGUACUUACAAUUCGUUGACGAGUUGGUCCAAAUGUUUGUCGAAACACAAGCCCAGCUCACACCGUGCUUUGCUGCAGCCAUGACGCUUGAGCGGCUCGAGUGUCAUUUUACAUUCCGUGCUUCCAACUGGAAGACCCUCCGUCUACCAGCUGCUCUCCCCCGUCUUCAGUGCCUCACCCUGGGCAUUUACUCACAUGACCUCCCGCCGCUCCUCCCGCCGCUAAUCCGGACGGGUGUUCCGGCGCUCGCCGAGCUUCGACUCAAAGUCUCCAUUAUACACCGGGGUGACACCUCUAAGAUUGCGGAGUCGCUCGCUGGGCAGGCUCCGCUCUUCACGGACUUUGACGCAGCCCUUGUCGUGCACCGCGCCAUCACGUGCGUCGUGUGGUCCUUUAGCUUGGACGGCGCAACUAUGCCUGAGACGGCGCAGUAUGUCGCGAGCUUCACAGCCGCAUUGGCGCAGCGUCUGCCGAACAGCUGGGCAAGGGGGCUGUUGGCGGUGGACGACGAUGACCAGAGCACUAUCACCAAUAAAUAA
Molecule: messenger RNA, 1194 nt
Organism: Mycena indigotica
Lineage: Eukaryota; Fungi; Basidiomycota; Agaricomycetes; Agaricales; Mycenaceae
Exons: 2
Coding region: 7-1194 (395 amino acids)
Source: RefSeq, a predicted model, not a curated record